Messenger RNA from Fusarium coffeatum, 1311 nucleotides. RefSeq lists its product as uncharacterized. Gene Ontology annotation, biological process: regulation of transcription by RNA polymerase II. NCBI's taxonomy places the organism in Eukaryota, Fungi, Ascomycota, Sordariomycetes, Hypocreales, Nectriaceae. Bases 1 to 1311 code for a protein of 436 amino acids. The transcript has 3 exons. Gene Ontology annotation, molecular function: DNA-binding transcription activator activity, RNA polymerase II-specific; zinc ion binding. The record is from RefSeq and is a predicted model, not a curated record.
AUGGCUGCUAAAGAAGGCAGCAACGAAGAUAGUGAAGCGCCAGCUAGACAACGCAAGGCUCAUAAGAAGUCCCGUCUUGGCUGUAAGAACUGUAAGCUUCGGAGUGUAAAGUGCGAUGAAUCAAAACCGUCCUGCAAACGAUGCAAGACCUCAGGCUUCGUCUGCUCAUUCACACAAACCUCUCCAUCAUCCUUUCAGCUUGCCCAUCUUAAUGCCGGACCUGUGUUCUCGGUUGUAGACAAGUUGUUGGGGCCUAUCAAUCCUGGCUUCAGAGUUCCUGUCGUGCAGCCCAUCAAGGGUGGAAUAGGAGAGAUCGUGCUUGAUGAUUUUGCUCUCGACACAUUGGAGAGGUUUCGAAAAAGAACGGUCUUUACGGUUGGGACGAAGAGAACUAGGACGAUUUAUAGCGAGGGGGCGUUUCUGCUUGGAUUGAAGCACCCUUUUCUUAUGCACGUUUUCAUCGCUCUAUCCCAUCUCCACGAUCAGCAUCUCGACCCAAGCCUCAUAGCAUCCCACCGCACACCUCUCGCUUUCCAUUGGUAUCAAGCGACUGCUCUCUUCCACCGUCGUCUUGCAACUACAAGCUCAGUCGCCGACCCGACUACACUCCCCAGUUCUGAGCGCGACUCCCUCUGGACGGCAGGCGCACUGCUUGGCGCUGCUUCUUUCGCUCUGAUAGAUGCCGAAAGUGUUGACAAUGUCUGGCCGCUGAAGGAGUCAGAUCCGCUGGACUUGGACUGGUUGAAGAUGAGUGACGGGAAGAAGGUUGUCUGGCAUCUAGCUGAUCCGACGAGGAAGGAAAGUAUUUUUCAUGAGUUACUCGGAGAAAGGGAGGGAUUGCCUGAUGGAACAAAACCAAUUCCCGCGGAUGCCCUACCGGCCGUAUUCUACACUACUUUCAACCUCAACGCCUCAACAGUCGAAACGAAUCCCUACCACAUAUCCUGCUCGCUCCUAGCCCAACUCCUCCCCCGUGAGAUAAACGACAACACAGUAGUCCAAUUCCUAUCUUUCCUAACCCAACUGGAUCCCCGCUAUCGAAAACUCCUAGAGAAAAAAGAUCCUCGGGCUAUGAUCCUGCUCGCGUGGUGGUACACUAAAGCUGCGGCGCACAGCUCAUGGUGGAUGCAGAGAAGAUCGCUGGUAGAGGGACAGGCGAUUUGUGUUUACCUGGAGGGGUAUUGUUUACAUGUGAAGGGGAUCAAGGAGUUAGUUGAAUUUCCAAAGAGCGUUUUUGAGAUUUGUAAGAGGAAUGGGGCGAAGGCUGUGGAAGAUAGGGGACCUUUGGUGAUGAGCAACUGGGUAUACUAG